Messenger RNA from Alternaria burnsii, 5526 nucleotides. RefSeq lists its product as uncharacterized. The record is from RefSeq and is a predicted model, not a curated record. Lineage: Eukaryota; Fungi; Ascomycota; Dothideomycetes; Pleosporales; Pleosporaceae. The coding region runs from base 1 to 5526 and encodes 1841 amino acids. Gene Ontology annotation, cellular component: anaphase-promoting complex. Gene Ontology annotation, biological process: ubiquitin-dependent protein catabolic process. The transcript has 4 exons. Gene Ontology annotation, molecular function: ubiquitin protein ligase binding.
AUGGCCGACUCCCCACCCUCAACACCCGACACUCCACGAACUGCCUCGCCGCUACCUUCCGAGAGGGACCUCGCCCGCGCCUUUUCGCCCUCCUCAGACGAUGCGCAUACCGCCGAGAUGCAAGCUCACGCCGAGGGUGUGUGGAUGAGCGCCCCAGCGCCGAGCAUGGUGAAUGCGACGGAACCAGCUGAGCAGGGCGUAGAAUCGAAGGGGAAGGAGAAAGCCACCAAGGGCCCACUGAAGUUGCUGGACCUGCCUAUGGAUAUCCUGAAGGAAAUCAUACACCAGCUUCCACACACAAACGACCUCACCUCGCUCUGCCUCUGCCACUCAGCCCUCCAUCGUCUCACGAUCCCGUGCAUAUACUCGCGUUUCGACAUUGUGUGGCCGGACGAGAGCACCCACAACGAGCCUCGCGCCGGCGUGGACGCCCUUACCUAUGGCCUGGCGACACUGGUCAUGGGCGACGACUGCUUCCCUCACCAGAACCGGCUGCGACUACAGGGACAGACGCCAACUUCCAUACUGAGGACUGCCGCAAACCCAUACCCCGUACCGCAGCGGCGGUUCGGCAACUACUACGGACAGUUCACAAAGAAGUUCUCACUCGGCAAUGGACCGCAAGCAUGGGUUCAGGAGUACAUGAUUACAAAGGAAGGCGGAAAGAUGCUGGGAACGCUGGUAGCGCUUGCCAUUGCGCGGAUGGUCAACCUCGAGACAUUCGUGUGGGACAUGCCUACCGGUGUGCUUCGCGAUGUCUGGCUUGCCCUGUCAAGCCUCGCGCACAGGAGUGAUGGCGAGGAAUGCCGCCUGGACCGGCUCUGGAUACGAUGGCACGACAACACAAUUGACGCGCCAAUCCCACCACCCGCACCGCCCAUGAUACUCAACAACCAGAACCUACCUCCGCCCCCAAACACUACGCAUCCAAGCGGUCUUGGCACCGUGCAGGCUCCCAUAGUCGUAGUGCCCCCGUACGCACCGAGCAGCAUAUCUGCCCUAGAUCGAGUUGAGCACCCUACCUUUUCCGCCAUACCUGCGCUGAAGAGUUUGAGUGUCUUGGAUAUCGACGAACUGCCAUACCUCGAUGAGAUGAGCAUCCUGAUCGCAAGGUCCCAGAGGAAGCUACGCGAACUAAGAAUUGGCAUAGCUGCUCACGCACAGCAGCGAGACUGGGUGACGGUUUGGGAAGGUGAAGGUCUGCAGCAAGUCGACUACAAUGCUACAACGACGGCAGCCUCUUCAAUAGGAGAAAAGAGGCUAGGAGGUAUUCUGGGUAUCCUUGUUGGCCGCAUACACAACAUGCGCCAUUCAGAAGAGUCUUCGUCUCGCAAGUCUGGCGCUACUGGUGUCACGGAGCGAUCAGUGGAAGCAACGCCGGCCAAGUCGGCCGCAUCCUUACCCCUGCCAUCUAUCGCCUCGCUCUCGUUACAAGAACGGGAUCUGGAGCAGGACGUAGACCAUUUUGGUAACCCGAUGGAAGACAACUCUAUAACGGAGGGCGUUAGUCUGUUUAGCGACAACCAGCCGAAUGGUUCUGACCAAACUGCACAGACUGCCAACACAGACAACUCGGCUUCGAAGACAUAUGCAGAGUCUCCUUCUCACGGCGAGACCACCAAUUUACAAGACGAGCCCUUACUGACUGGCAAACUGAAGCUAGAAGUCUUGGAACUCGAACGCGUUCCUCUCUCCGUUCCUGUUCUUCGCAGAGCCUUUGACUGGUCGAUUCUGUCGACAUUGACUCUUCUCCAUUGCAGCAACCACGAACAACUGUGGAAGAUACUGCGAAGGACAUAUACCCCUCGUCCCCCUUACCCCGGCUCACCAUCUUCGUCCAAGGCGUACAAGGCGUCUUAUACUCUCCGGACAGAGUAUCAACUCAACCUCAAGCGAAUUCACACCAAUACCGUGUCCCCAUCGCUGAUCACUUUCCUUAAAGAAACACUGGCGCCCAAUAGUCUUGAGGUGCUCUUCCUCCAAGAAGGCCGGUCUUACUCAUCUACGGUGACAGUAGACGCAAUCUACAAGGGGCCGUUGAAGAGACACCGAGGUAGUCUGAAGAAAUUAAUGAUUGACAGUGGUGAGAAAGGACCAGACGGACAUACGAGUGCUAGUUCGAGAUGGAGACGAUGGAUGCUCAACCGUGAGAUUCUGACAUACAUAACAAGCGGUCGUAUGAACAGCCUGCGCGAACUCGCGGUGUCUAUUGAUUACAAGGAUUGGCAUCACUUUCUUCAGCGUCUUCCGUACAUACCUCACAUUCGCUCUCUUUAUAUUCCCUUUAUUGCGGACCACGCACAUGGCAGCAACAUAGAUCCGCGCGAGCUCGCCUACCAGAUCCUCGACAUUGUGCACCUGCGACCGGAAAUCGAGCUCUGCUACAUGGGUCUGUCUACGAAGUGCUUCGAGAUACUGGAGAACCGGCCGUCGAACUAUGAUCUACGGCACGAUGGUAUGCACGCUGAUGGUAGCGGCUCUGCCUACGCAACACACGAUCCCAUGCUUUCUGACGACGAGAGCGAAGCCACGGAAGACGAAGACGACGACGACAUGGACGAAGGCGCUAUACCGCCCGGUGGUGACGACACAGAGAGCGAAGCGAGCGAUGAUGUGGAUGUGGAAAGCGAUGACGAAUCGUUUGUGCAAGACUCGCAGAGAGGCCCCAAGCUACGUGUUCGGGAGAUACUCUUCUACGAGGAACGAGUCGAGGCGUUCAGAAGGCGGCACGGCUGGGGCCCACAGCGUCUCCGUCCCGCCAUGGACCAUUCGACCCUCGUCUUCGCGUCCGUCUUCCCAGUCCUCUCCUUCUCACAUAGCACGCCGACGCCGGUUGCGACACCGGAUCUGGGUCAUAUAGCGCCAGGUACCUCGUUUGGGAGUCCCUAUGCUCUGCGGAAUUCUGAGAGCCGGACGCCAGCGCAAGCACAGGGCCAGGGACAACACAGAGCAGUCAAGCGCAACAUAGCAUGGAGCUGCGCAACACGAUUCCUGAGUUUACCAAAGGACGUCAAUUGCGUUUUGAGAACACAAAAGAAUAGAGAAGUUGAAGAAGCGCUGAGCUUUUUGUUGAAUGGAGAGGGCAAGAGUGAUGAUGGGAAGGAAGAGACUCUGGUUGAAUGGUAUACAAACGAGUGCAGGUUACACUUUGCGAACCACAUUCGGCCAGCGCUAGAAGAUCUAUGGAGGGACGAGGUUGAGCUCGAGCGGUCGUGGGAUAUUCUUGACGAAACCCAGCGCAUCCUCGAGCAAGUGCAGAACGCGUAUCUCCAACCUUUCACCGAGCACUUGCUGCCCCUUGUACGGCAAAACGCCAGUAACACGACCCUUCGGCCGAGCAGAUCUACACAGAUAGCUGACUCAGAUACUGCGAGUGUAGCCGAUUGGAAGUUCCGCCGGGAUGUACAAGCUGUCUUUGCACAUUGUCUGCCACUACAACGAUAUGGGAAAACGCUGAGCUAUGUUCUUUACGACGCAGGAUGCCGUUUGUUUCGCAUAUAUACCCAAAACGACGGUAUGCAGCCGAGUACCACGCCCGAGAACACGCAAGAGUUCAGGAAGCGGAUGACCAUGCUGCUACAAAGCCUCGAGCGCGUUGGGCUUGGUGGUGAUAGUGCACAGAAGGCUUUUGCACAUGCGAUGAACAAGCUGUUUGACUCCUUCAUCACAAGCCACUACUUAAAGGUAGAUUGGUACUCCAAGAAGUCCAUCGUGCCGCAGUUAAGGUUGUGGAUUCAAGACGGCUUCUGUCCGCUUGUCGAACUAGUAUUGGAAUGUCUGCGGUGCGAGCAGAGCAAUAUCCAACCCACCGAACUGACCUCAUGGCAAGAGAUGGCGCUGGGUAGGUUGGGGCGAGCAAGAGUCGACAACUUGUUCGAUUUUGUCAUCAACUGGGACAAGAGUCUGGGUGCCAUACUGGACAUCAAAGAGUAUCUACGAGUUUCGAACGCAAAGCAGCAUCUUACUUCGAGCUUUUCCCAGCAAGUAUCGAGACGACUACUACAUCCUGGGGCUACGACCACUUACAUACUGAACGUCUACAUAUUUAUCAUUCGAUCAUUCCACGAGCUAGAACCCAAGGGCGUACUUUUAGAGCGCGUAGCUAGACCGAUCAGGCGGUACCUAAAAGAGCGUGAAGAUACAGCACGAAUCAUCAUAUCAAGUCUACUUACUGAUCUCAGCGAUGAGACGGGCAGUAAGUUCUCAUCGAACAGCGAGCUUUCAUAUGAGAUUGCUAGUGAGAUGGGAAAGCCGUUCGCAAACUACGGACAGGAUACUGAUGAGGAGCUCAACUGGAACGACAUGAACUGGCAGCCGCUCCCACAAGACGCAUCACCAGACUAUAAAAAGUCAAAGGUCGAAGAUGUGAUAUGGUUUUUGCUAACACUCUGGGAGCGAGAGGAUUUCAUCAAUGAGCUGAAGAACAUAUAUGGAGACCACUUGCUUAGAUGUCAAGACCCUGAGUAUGAGAAAGAAAUCCGACUUUUGGAGCUCAUCAAAGUGCGGUUAGGCGACGACAAGCUACAGGCUUGCGAAGUCAUGCUGCGAGACGUUUUAGAAUCAAAGCGUAUCAACGGUACCAUCCGCACGACAAUCAAUGUACCAACUGCAGCAUCACUCGCCACGCCAGAUCACCGUAGCCUAGAGCCUCGAACGCCAGAUGGCCAACACCCGCGGACACCUCAGCCCCGAAGGCCAACACGGUUAACUCGAAACAUCACUCCCUCUACCUCCAGUGCCGCAACACCCCCUGGUCCCACGCUCAACGCACAGAUUUUAUCAUCAUUCUUCUGGCCCCAGCUUCGCGACGACACAUUCCGCGUACCUGCGCAGAUUGAUGCAUUACAGAAGGAAUACGAGUCACGUUUCGAGCGUAUCAAAGGAAUGCGCAAACUGCGGUGGAUGAAUGCCUUGGGCGACGGCUCCAUAACCCUCACAUUCGACGACCGCACUGAGGACUUUGAUCAUCUCACACCCUGGCAGGUUAGUGUAAUUUAUGCCUUCCAACCUCAGCCCGACGAGGAAACAAAAUAUGCAGACAAAGGUGGCGAGGGCAUAACACGCAGCGUGUCUCAGCUAGAAGAUAUGCUGGAGAUGGACGAAAGCCUCGUACACCAAGCCCUCUCCUUCUGGGUGGGCAAAUCCGUCCUCCGCUUCCACGCCCCAUCCACAUAUUCUAUUAUCGAGUCCCUCCCUAAACCCACAUCUAAGACUGGUGCGCAUGACGCCGACGCUGCAGCCGCAGCAGAAGAACUAGCUACAAUCCAAGCCAACGCUACAAACAACACCGUCAAGUCGCAAAGCGAGAUGCUAGAGGAGAAGAAAGAUGUCUAUACGGCUUUCAUAUUGGGUAUGCUAACAAAUCAGGGUAAUAUGAAUGUGGGCCGCAUAGCUAUGAUGAUGCGGAUGAUGGUUCAAGGCGGAUUCCCGUUUGGACCUGAGGAAGUGAAGAAGUUGCUGGGCGAAUUAGAAGUCGACGGCAAGGUUGUUGGCAUGGGUGGCGAUGUCUGGAGCGUCAGAAGAUGA